Messenger RNA from Phodopus roborovskii (desert hamster), 3195 nucleotides. RefSeq names its product transmembrane serine protease 15 (gene Tmprss15). The record is from RefSeq and is a predicted model, not a curated record. Gene Ontology annotation, molecular function: serine-type endopeptidase activity; protein binding. NCBI's taxonomy places the organism in Eukaryota, Metazoa, Chordata, Mammalia, Rodentia, Cricetidae. Gene Ontology annotation, cellular component: membrane. The coding region runs from base 1 to 3195 and encodes 1064 amino acids. Gene Ontology annotation, biological process: proteolysis. The transcript has 28 exons.
AUGAAGUCAAACAGAGAGGUGGUUGCAAGACAUCGUUCUCUCAGCUCUUUCGAAGCAAUGGUCUCUGCUCUCUUCAUUAUUCUUGUUGCCCUGUGUGCUGGGUUAAUUGCAAUGUCCUGGUUGGCAAUCAAGGAAUCAGAAACAGAUGCAGCCCUUGGAAAAAGUCAUCAAGUCAGAGGGACAUUUAAAAUAACAUCUGGAGUGACAUAUAAUCCUAAUUUACAAGACACACUCUCGGUGGAUUUCAAAAUUCUUGCUUUUGACCUUCAGCAAAUGAUAGAUGAGAUCUUUGAAUCAAGUAAUCUGAAGAACGAAUAUAAGAAAUCGAGGGUUUUUCAAUUUGAAAAUGGCAGCGUUAUAGUCCUUUUUGACCUCUUUUUUGCUCAGUGGGUAUCAGAUGAAAAUGUAAAAGAAGAACUAAUUCAAGGCAUUGAAGCAAAUAUAUCCAGCCAACUGGUCAUUCUCCAUAUUGACUUGAACAGCAUUGAUAUCACAGCAUCUUCUGAUAACUUCUCAACACCAUUCCCUGUAACAACUUCAGAUAAGCUGACAACCAGCAGUUCUGUGACAACUUCAGCAUCUUGGGGUAACUUCUCAACAGAAAUUGCUGCAACAACUUCAGCAUCUUGGGGUAACUUCUCAACAGCAAUGGCUGCAACAACUUCAGGCAACGUCCCAAUAGAUUGCCAACCUGGCUCGCGGCCCUGUGCUAACACUUGGAAUUGUAUAGCAACUGAUUUAUUUUGUGAUGGAGAAGUGAAUUGUCCAGAUGGUUCAGAUGAAGACACAGAGCUAUGUGCCACAGCUUGUGAUGGAAGAUUUUUGUUGAUGGGAAAUUCUGGGUCUUUCCAAGCUGAUCAUUACCCAAACAAUGGGUCAGCUGUUGUUUGCCGCUGGAUCAUCAGUGUAAAUGGAGGACUUUCCAUAAGAAUCAGCUUUGGAUCUUUUAUUUCACAUUAUACAGAUGUGUUAGAUAUUUAUGAAGGUGUAGGACCCAGCAAAAUUUUAAGAGCCUCUUUUGUGGAAACGGAUCCUGGGACAAUUCGAAUUUUCUCCAACCUAGUGACAGUCACCUUCCUGAUACAAUCUGAUGAAAGUGAUUUUAUUGGCUUCAGUGCCUCCUACAGCACCUUUAACAGCAGCACCCUCAGCAAUUACGAGAAAAUCAGCUGCACUUUUGAUGAUGGCUUUUGCUUCUGGACCCAGGAUCUCAAUGAUGAUAAUGAGUGGGAAAGGAUUCAAGGGCCACAGUUUCCUCUCUUCCCUGGACCACCUUUUGACCACACAUUUGGAAAUGAAUCAGGAUUUUGCAUUUCUACACCAACUGACCAAGGAUGGAGAACAGAAAGAAUGGGGCUUUCAAGCCUCUAUUUAGAGCUCACUUCAGAGCCUGUCUGCCUUCAUUUCUGGUAUUACAUGUGUUGUGAAAGUGUCUACAACUUGAGCAUUCAUAUCAGCAGUGAUGAAACUAAAGACAAGACAGUUUUUCAAAGGACAGGAAAUUAUGGGAUGAAUUGGAAUUACGGUCAAGUCACAAUAAAUGAGACAGUGGAAUUUAAGGUUGUGUUCAAUGCUUUUAGAAACCCAGGUUGGAGUACAAUAGCCCUGGAUGACAUAAGCCUAACAAAUGGAAUUUGUAGUGAGAGUCUUUAUCCAGAACCGACUUUGGUUCCCACCCCGCCGCCAGAGCUUCCUACUGACUGUGGAGGACCUUUCGAAUUAUGGGAGCCAAAUACAACAUUCAGUUCUCCAAACUUUCCAGAUAUCUACCCUAAUCAAGCUUUCUGUGUAUGGAAUUUAAAUGCACAAAAGGGAAAAAAUAUUCAACUUCACUUUCAAGAUUUUGAUUUAGAAAGUAUCAACGAUGUGGUUGAAGUGAGAGAUGGGGGAGAAGUUGACUCCUUGCUCUUAGCUGUGUACACAGGGCCUGGCCCUGUGAAGGACGUGUUCUCUACCACCAACAGAAUGACUGUGCUUUUCAUCACAAAUACGAGGAGGGCAAGCACUGGUUUCAAAGCAAAUUUCACCACUGGAUAUUACUUGGGGAUUCCAGAGCCCUGCCAGGAUGACGAAUUUCAGUGUAAAGACGGAAAAUGCAUUCCAAUGGGGGAUCUCUGUGAUGGACAUACACACUGUACUGAUGGCUCAGACGAAGAACAUUGCGUGCGUUUUCUCAAUGGCAUAACGAACAACAAUGGUUUGGUACAGUUCAACAUCCACGGUGUGUGGCAUGCAGCUUGUGCUGAGAACUGGACCACACAAAUUUCAAACGAAGUUUGUCAUCUCCUGGGACAAGGGAGUUCAAACUCAUCAAUGCCAACAUUCUCUACUGGAAAGGGGCCAUUUGUGACUUUAAACAGAGCCCCUAAUGGCAGCUUGACACUAACCGCCAGUCUACAGUGUACACAAGAUUUAUUGACUCUGUUACAUUGCAACCACCAGUCAUGUGGAGAGAAAAUGGUGACCCAGAAAGUCAACCCAAAGAUUGUUGGUGGAAGUGAUGCGCAUGCCGGGGCGUGGCCCUGGGUGGUGGCUCUGUAUUACAGAGACCGGCUGGUCUGUGGUGCGUCUCUUGUCAGCAAUGAAUGGCUGGUGUCGGCUGCACACUGUGUAUAUGGAAGAAAUGUAGAUCCAACCAGGUGGACAGCAUUCCUGGGCCUGCAUAUGCAAUCAAAUCUGACUUCUCCUCAAGUAGAAAGAAGGGUGAUUGAUCAAAUUGUCAUAAAUCCUCAUUAUGAUAAGCGAAGAAAGUUCGAUGACAUUACUAUGAUGCACCUUGAGUUCAAAGUGAAUUAUACAGAUUAUAUACAGCCUAUUUGUUUGCCAGAAGAAAACCAAGUAUUCAUUCCAGGGAGAAUUUGUUCAAUUGCUGGCUGGGGAUAUACUGAAAUUCAAGCAGGUUCUACUGCUGAUGUACUGAAAGAAGCUGAUGUUCCUCUUGUAUCCAAUGAGAAGUGCCAGCAACAGCUGCCAGAAUACAACAUCACCGAAAAUAUGAUAUGUGCAGGAUAUGAAGAAGGAGGUAUAGACUCUUGUCAGGGUGAUUCGGGAGGACCAUUAAUGUGCCAAGAAAACAACAGGUGGUUUCUUGUUGGUGUGACAUCAUUUGGAGUUCGAUGCGCACUGCCUAAUCACCCUGGGGUAUAUGCCCGGGUCUCAGGAUUUACAGAGUGGAUACAAAGUUUUCUACAUUAG